Molecule: messenger RNA, 312 nt
Organism: Malassezia pachydermatis
Lineage: Eukaryota; Fungi; Basidiomycota; Malasseziomycetes; Malasseziales; Malasseziaceae
Product: mrp2-mitochondrial ribosomal small subunit
Exons: 3
Coding region: 1-312 (103 amino acids)
Biological process (GO): translation
Cellular component (GO): mitochondrial small ribosomal subunit; ribosome
Molecular function (GO): structural constituent of ribosome
Source: RefSeq, a predicted model, not a curated record
AUGGGUGUCCGUCCAAAUGCUCGCAUGCUCCGCGAUAUGGCUGCUCGCCAAGCAGUGCAGUCCAAUGAGCUCCUUCGUCGUGCGUACAAGUACAUCGCACGCAACACCACACUGCCUUCGCGUGUGCGCCAUAUGGCCCAGUUGGAACUCAAUUCGUUCCCAGCCAAGUCACGCCCUGCGUUUGUGAAGGAGCGGUGUGUCGACACGGGCCGUGGGCGUGGUAUCUUUACCGAAUUUGGUCUAUGCCGCUACCAAUUCCGACGAAAAGCGGUCCAUGGUGAGAUCCCAGGCGUAGAAAAGGCCUCUUGGUAA